Molecule: messenger RNA, 1224 nt
Organism: Suillus paluster
Lineage: Eukaryota; Fungi; Basidiomycota; Agaricomycetes; Boletales; Suillaceae
Exons: 10
Coding region: 110-955 (281 amino acids)
Source: RefSeq, a predicted model, not a curated record
CAUUAUAUGAGAUAGCCUACUGUAUUAGCAAUGGUUCCUGUGCUUCCGGAAGACGGUCAUGUAUUAGUUUGACAGCGCACGUUGAAUCAUCCGUGCGAUAGGAACACUGAUGGACCAAUCAUUGACUUCAAGUUGGAAGAUCUAUCAUCCAUGCACAGCACCAUAUAACGUCUAUAGACGCUUUCGACUCGCUAGUCUCCGUGGUUGCCCUUGCUGGCCUGUGUACAUAAUACCUGAUUCAUUACGGGAAGGAUAUAAUACUACGCCGGACAAUUCUCAACACCCUCCCUCUUAUGAUAUUGCCUUUGCAAUGAAUACUGCAGAAUCGGAGGCGCGGCAGAUGUUGGUGCACUCGUACGCCAUUCUUGCGGCAAACAGUAUCCUGAUGUACGACCACCUGGCGACCCUCCCAGAAGAAAUCGCUUUUAUUUGGUAUCGUCCGAAAGCACUAUCUGCAAUGUUGUUUCUCGUUAAUCGCUAUGUCGCUCUGCUGGGCAAUGUCUUUGGCAUGUUUAGUAAUUUCCUGCCGGCUUCAAAUAAGAGCUGUUCAAAAUAUGUGCUAACCAGAGAGGUCUUGCUCUUUUUUCAACAAUUCAUUGUUUGCUCCAUAUUGUGUCUUCGCACUUAUGCUCUUUACGACCGUAGUAAGCGCCUGCUUGGUUGGAUGAUAAUCAUCGGCCUUGUUCUUGGGGGAGGAGCGUUUGCCGGAUCCUUUAUAAAUGAUUCAGGCAGUGCGACCAAUAUGGUAGGAGAUUGCCAUGAAACGUACACAGUAGAGACAGCCGCCCGUCAUGGGGUGGCAUGGCUAGCAUUAUUCGUCUACGAAUUAGUCAUGUUUAUCCUCACAGUGUUCAGGACUUGCAAAACUAGGGAAUCGUUACGGUUUUCUCUGCUAACAUCCAGGAGAAACAUCCUUGGUGUCAUGUUUCAAGAUGGUACGCUGUAUUUUGGGUGAGAGUUGCUAGCGACACUGCGAUUCGAGUGAUCUGAUCCGCCUUCCUUCAGAGUGAUGACGGUGAUUAAUCUACCCAACAUCCUGACUUACUACUGUGGUUCAGUGAGCACACACCCAUAUCUCAUAUUUAGGUCGACUAUUUCCUGAUAAUUGGCAAGGAUAUCAUCAGAGGCAAUCUGGCUACAUUUACUAGCUGGUGAGUGGUCGAUGCGAUGAACACGGAUCGAUCUUACAUCAUGAUCUUCAGCAUCUCCGUCACUCUCAUCUCU